AUGGCUAAAGUGCGGCUGAGCCAGAAGGAGAAGAACAAGCUGCUGAAGCACCUGGCCAAAGAGUGCGCGGGGGUGGGGCCAUCCAGCCACUCGCACACUCGCACACGCACCGCAUCCUCCGACCCGCACACGGCCACAGAGACUCAACAGCGGGGACAUGCGGCUGUCGUGGGGGGGCGGCGGCGGAGGAGGGCGCGCGUAGAAUCCAAAGGGACCGCGUUGUGUGGAGCCCCGACACCGCUCAGCUCUACCAUGCUCUACUUCCAGAUGGUGAUCAUGGCCGGGACCAUCAUGCUGGCCUACUACUUCGAGUACACGGAUACCUUCAGCGUGCACGUCCAGGGCUUCUUCUGCUACGACAGCGCCUACACCAAACCCUACCUGGGCCCCGAGGACAGCAGCGCGGUGCCUCCGGUGCUGCUCUACGCCCUGGUGGCAGGGCUGCCCACGCUGCUGAUCACGGUGACAGAGACGGCCCUGUUCCUGGUCCAGUACACGUCCCCAGAGUUCGGGCGCUCGGACAGGACCGUGGCGAUGGGCGACUGCUGCUACCUCAACCCGCUGGUCCGCCGCACCGUGCGCUUCCUGGAGCAGCUCGAGUCCCGUCUGAUCCCUGUUUAUCCUCACCCCCCUCACCUCCCUCACCCUUCGCCCCCCAGCUCCAUGACUCACAGGACGCUCUGUGUUUUAUUAUAG
Molecule: messenger RNA, 696 nt
Organism: Knipowitschia caucasica
Lineage: Eukaryota; Metazoa; Chordata; Actinopteri; Gobiiformes; Gobiidae
Source: the annotation of a GenBank genome assembly